ACGUUUCCCUUUAAUUUUUUUAUUUUUUUGCCUUAUUCAUGCACCAUUUCCACAAUUCCGCCUAUAUAUAUAUCCCCCUCUCCUCAAUCCAAUCUCAUCACCUCAUCUAAAAGCUCUAAAAAGGAAAAAGCUCUUUCCCUAUAAUGUCACACAUCUCUGAAACAAAGGCCACUUGUAGUUUCCUUCUUAUUUUUCUUGUGGGCUUCGUAGAUUUUUGCUAUGGCUCUAGAAAACUAAGUUCUCUAUACCAACCACCCCCCACUCUCCUCGCAUACCACAAGGGUGCUUUACUCCAAGGAGAAAUCCCCAUCUCUAUACUGUGGUAUGGUAAGUUCACCCCUGCACAAAAAUCCAUCAUCUCCGAUUUCAUUCUCUCACUAUCUAGUCCCUCCUCAACUCCAAUUACACCCUCCGUUUCCAAAUGGUGGAGCAACGUAGACAACCUAGUACAAAAAGCGGGUAAAAACAAGACCCACAUCACCCUUGCUCACCAAGCAUCCGACGAGCACUGUUCCAUUGGGAAAUUGCUCAAGAGGACACAGCUACUCGAACUGGCCCGCAGAACCGGUUCGGCGAAGGCCGGGGUGGCGCUGGUCCUCACCGCGGCCGACGUCGCGGUGGAGGGCUUCUGCAUGAACUCGUGCGGCUCCCACGGUGCGGUCGGUAGCGACGGUGCGGCAUCGGCGGCGUACGUGUGGGUCGGAAAUUCUAUGGCGCAGUGCCCGGGGCAGUGCGCGUGGCCGUUCCACCAGCCGGUGUACGGGCCGCAGAGCCUGCCGCUCGUCGCCCCGAAUGGCGAUGUCGGCGCCGACGGCAUGGUGAUCAAUCUCGCCGGCCUGCUGGCGGGGGCCAUCACGAACCCCUUCGGUAGCGGCUACUUCGUGGGGGACGCAUUGGCGCCCGUGGAGGUGGCGGCGGUGUGCGCGGGGGUUUACGGGAAAGGGGCGUAUCCGGGCUACGCCGGGGAACUUCCGGUGGACUCGGCAACGGGGGGGAGUUACAACGUGGAGGGAGUGAACGGGAGGAAGUUUCUGGUUCCCGCCAUGUUCGAUCCUCUCACUUCUACGUGCUCUCCUGUUGUGUGAAGUGGAGUGAGGUGAUUGAUGGCCCUUUUUGUAAAUUGAUGACGCAUAUGUGAAUAACAACGAUGUUGUAAUAAAAUUUAUGAUUGGUGGUGGAGUUUUCAAAAAAUUGGUGAAUAUUUCUCCAUGUUUUUCAUUACUAUAUAUAAAGUAAGGUUUUCAUUACUAUAUAUAAAGUAAGGGAUAAUUUACCAAUUUAUUGGGUGAUUCAAAUAAUUUAGAAAAAAAAAAAGAAAAAUUCUCUGACAGGCCCAGUGUGUAAUGGAUCGUAGCUAAUAAAAGGCCGAGCCAAUACGUAUAUAGGCCCCCAAUUUCUCCCACUCCAAUAGCCCAAUUCCUCAGCAAUUCUCCAUCCCCUAUUUCCCUCCUCUUCCUCUCCCUCUCCCCUCUCUUUCUCUCUCUAUUGGUAUUUUUCUCUCUCUAGAUCAUAUGGGAUUUGGGGCUUCGAUCUCUCUCUCAUGAUCUCUUGUUCUCUCUAGAUCGUGUGGGAUUUGAGGCUUCGAAUGGUGUAUGCAUCGCCGCAAUGCCCCACUCGGCCUUCGACGAAGCUCUUUGGCGAUUGCUACGGCCAAUCAAUUGCUCAGAAUCCUAAUCUAGGAGUGGUAGCUUGUCCAUUCGACUGUAAAACAACAUAUGCUUCAGACUUUUUAAAAGGUUGCUUAUUUUCCCAGUAUAGGGAAGGCAGAAUACAUUCAGAGCACUGUGCUUGUUGAACGUGAUGGCAGUGUCUUACUGACUAUUUCGCCCAGUCCAACUAGAUCUCGAUGAAUUCAUUGAAGUGGUCAUCAAACAUAAUGAAAGGUUUUUGUUUUUUAGGACCACUUACUUGUGGUGUGGUAUGGCCUUCAUCAUGAAUUCUUGAUGGGAGAAAACUCUACUGUACUACGUCGUUCGUCUUCUGGGCCUAUUCAGAGUGGUCCAAUAUAUCUGCCAUGGGCUUGUCCUUUUAUAAAUUUACCUUCUGGGCUUGUGCUAUUUUUCCCUACUGACCCAAUGUCAACUUUUUAUGAACUUAUUCUGAGUCUUAACUUCCUGUUAUUUGAACAGUAGUAAGCAUUCUAGUUUUGUUAUGUCAAUAUUAUGUCUGUUAUUUUCAAGAUUACUUUUAUCACCGUAUCAAUAAAAUCUUCCGCAGAUAAUUGCUGUAAGUUAGGUCUUGCCAUUUAGAAGGAUGCUAACAUUUUGAAGUUUUAGUUGGAUUGCAUCAUCAGAGGUCCACAUUCCGAGCACACAUAGACAGUGGCACUGUGUCUAACAUCCCAAAUGCCUUGUUCGGAGCAUUUGUUACAGCAACUGAAUUGGUCAUUGGACUGGAAAGCAUCUGGUUUAGAAUUUAGCGUUAACAAGUCUGGUUCUCCGCCUUUCCUACCAUCGCAAACAAAACCAUUUUUGGCGCACAUAUUAGGUUUAGCCCAAACUCACAUGAAACAAGAUAUCACUUAUCUAAUGUAACCCAUCUAACUGGCAAGCUUAAUCUCACACAUUCAGACCGAUGUCAUAGAUUAGCUCUUUAAACUCUUUUAACUUUUAUUCCAUCUGGAAAUAUAUAUCUUUAUAUGUGAAAAUCUUAGCAAUUUUGCUUUCCCCUGUCAUCCUUACUUAUUUUCCCUAGUUCUAUUGACUUGUUUGCUUCCCUCCAGGUGGUGGGCCUCUGCUUGGUUGGUGAUCAGAUUCAAGGCCGCUGUAUGCGUUCCCCCACCCCCAUGUGAGAAAGUAAGGCAAUGUUAAUGGAGGAGAAGAUCCGGUUGGGGUCGACGCCGCCCAGCUGCCACAACCGGUGCAACACCUGCAACCCCUGCACAGCCGUCCAAGUGCCCACCCUCCCCGCCCGCGCCGCGCGCCUACGACCGUCCGAAUCCGACGGCGGCGGCGGAGAGCUCUCCUUCAACGAGUACGCCAAUUACAAGCCGCUGGGUUGGAAAUGCAGAUCUGGGCCCUCGGCGCAGGUUCCCUGGGAUUCUUUUGGAUGCACGCAGUGAAGAGCACUGCUGUUCAUAUUUUUAAAAUCACACCUUUCAUUUGCCGUCGAUAUAGUGUGCGUACAGCAAGUCACGAGAAAUUCUUGCAUAUCCGCACGUCGAUCUUAAUGCAUCGCAUCUCUAAACUGUCAUACUAUGGAGGCGCCGAAAUUAUUAUACUUUAA
Messenger RNA from Ananas comosus (pineapple), 3225 nucleotides. RefSeq names its product protein EXORDIUM-like. The coding region runs from base 144 to 1085 and encodes 313 amino acids. NCBI's taxonomy places the organism in Eukaryota, Viridiplantae, Streptophyta, Magnoliopsida, Poales, Bromeliaceae. The transcript is spliced from 4 exons. The record is from RefSeq and is a predicted model, not a curated record.